Messenger RNA from Nerophis ophidion (straightnose pipefish), 4366 nucleotides. RefSeq names its product zinc finger protein ZFMSA12A-like. Gene Ontology annotation, cellular component: nucleus. The record is from RefSeq and is a predicted model, not a curated record. NCBI's taxonomy places the organism in Eukaryota, Metazoa, Chordata, Actinopteri, Syngnathiformes, Syngnathidae. Gene Ontology annotation, molecular function: DNA-binding transcription factor activity, RNA polymerase II-specific; RNA polymerase II cis-regulatory region sequence-specific DNA binding. Bases 999 to 3035 code for a protein of 678 amino acids. Gene Ontology annotation, biological process: regulation of transcription by RNA polymerase II. The transcript is spliced from 10 exons.
ACCACAGCCAAAGAUGCAAAUGAGACACUGAUGGAUGCUGAGCGUGUGUUGAGAGAAGUGAGACAUUACCGAACACGGCAGUGAUGAGCGUCGCCUCCAAUGAAGACAGUCAGCUCUUCUCUCUUCCGCCUGCUCCUUCACUUCCUCUUCCGGUUGUUUCUCCCGCUCUCGACUGUAGCGCUGCAUCCAGGCAUUGAAGAUCUUUGCAUCCUCUUCCUCUUUCUCCUCUUCUUCCUCUGCCACCAAAGGAUCUUCUGACAAGACCUCAGCUUCUUGAUCUGAAUCCAUGAAGUCAGGGCAAGUUGCAGAGAUGAUUACAUCCCUGCCAUCCACGCUGCAGCCGGAAGGUUCCAAGAUGCUGCUGGCGCUCACACGCAAAGCCUGAUAAUCCUUUUAGGCAAAGCUAGAUUAAAGCCUGGCUAGUGUGUCAGAACAACCCCAAGGUGAGAAAGAAGAGUCAGGUGACAAUUGAGCUGCUGUUACGUCUGCAAUCAACACAAAUAUCAACACCACACUUUGGCUUUUGCUCCCAUUUUUCAUGAGUGGAACUCAAAGAUGUCCAACUUUACUACCCACACAAAAGAAGUUUUCCUCUCAGGUAUUGUUCACAAAUCUCUUGAGGUCAAUGGAAAAGUCUGCGGGCCAAAGAGUGUUUUUUUAUUGGGGCUCCGGGACUCUGGAAGGUUCUAGCAGUAACAGUUAGAGAUGCUACCUCAGUAGAAGCAUUUAAGUCCCAUCUUAAAACUCAUUUGUAUACUCUAGCCUUUAAAUAGACCUCCUUUUAGACCAGUUGAUCUGCCGUUUCUUUUCUGCUCUACAGAUCAGGUGACCACAGAUGAUGCGCUGGCUGUCCGAAGUCCGGACCCAUGGUGGACCACUCAUCUGUGCACCAGUUGGGGACGUCUCUGUGAUGCUGACACGUCUCCACUCAAGCCUCCCCAAUCCCCGUGUCCUCCCUGCGCCUCCUCGUCCCUCCUCUGCGUCUCCUGACGGCGGCCAUGUGGCAAGUUGCACAGCAGCGAAGCGUCAAGCACUACGGCAUCCUGGGAGAUUUUGUGUCCCUGGUGACGGACGCCAUUCCUGAACUGCUGACGGACAAACAGAAGUGUUUGCUGCUUCUUGCGCUGAGGGUGAAGCUCAGCGACUCAGCGACUGAGGAAUGUGAUUGUGCACCAUUGAGUCUUCCUGAGAAAGUGAGUCCAGUGGACAGACGACGCCUCUCACAGGAUGUGUUCAACCAGACUUUUGACAGGGCUCUCCAGGCCUUACUCUCGGACUUCCUGUGCAGGACUGAGCAGCUUUUUCCAGUCCCUGACUUUAAACAGGCUGUGUCCUGGCUGACUUCUGCAACGGCUGGUUUUGCCGACUGUCUUGGUGUUCCUGACCGAGAGGAGCUGAAAACACUACUCAGCAACCAGCGCCAUCAGCUGGGACAAGUCCCUUCUACAGUGGAUUGUGAGACAGAGAAGAUCCUUCUCUCGGCCUGGUCCCACCCCCUCAUCGCAAAGCUGUCCAAUCAUGAGGCAGCUCACCUCAGUACACAAGCCCAGUCAGAUGUCCACGUUGACAUCGGGAGUCCAGCCCAGCUGACGAUGGAAAACCAAAAGGAGGAGAUUGUGUCGAGGCGGACGGCCUCAGCAGCUGAAGCAAAGUCCAAUAGCGCUUCAUGUCAAGAUUCAUGCACGGCUGUCAACCUGAAGGCACAGAGCAGAUUAAAGGACAUGCCUGCUAACUCCGAUGAGCCGUCGAGACACUCCUCAGAUCCGCCGCACAGUCACAUCAUGGCCGACGCUCUUCACAACAUUUCCCAUCAUUCUCAGCGAGUGGCUCACAAAUGUCCCCAGUGUGGCAAAUGUUUCAUCUACCGCUCUCAGGUUCUGCGUCACCUGCGAACCAGCAAGUCCUGUGGCCACACCUUAACCAGGAGCGCAGCCGCUCAUCAGGACAAUAUACCUGCUGCCCAUGAGGAGACACGCCUUGAAGCGUGCCGCCCCACUGGAAAGCACCCUUGCUUUCAGUGCAAGGAUGAGUUCCUAUCCAAGGCUGAGCUGCUGCUCCACCAGCGCAGCCACAGAGCCCGACCCAUCUUUCCAUGUGGCCAAUGUGACAAGGAGUUCCUUCACCUGUCCAGUCUGACCAAUCACAAGCAGACACACCAGGAAAAUGGCGGGAUCAGCUGCAGCCAGUGCGGCAAAGUGUUUGGCUCGGCUAAAGAGAGAGACGCGCACAGCCUGCAGCACCGGCUGCCUGACCUCACCUGUAAUCUCUGCUCGCAGGUGUUUAGCUCACAGUCGCAACUGCUGCGACAUCUGCAGACACACACAGUGGAGGGUGCUGAGCCGUGCUUUCCCUGUCGCUUCUGUGACCAGACUUUUUCAGGCGUGACUCUGCUGCGUAUCCACCAGCGCUCCCACAGGACCCGCUCGUUCCAGUGUGACCAGUGCGACAAGACAUACGGCUCGCUCACCGGCCUCCAGUCCCACCGGACAAGUCACAUGACAGACAGUCGCUUCCUGUGCCCUCAAUGCGGCAAAUGCUUCAAGACACGCGAUGGGCUGGAGGGCCACCUGAGGACGCACAGUGGCGAGCGGCCAUAUCGCUGCCCUUACUGUCCCAAAGACUUCACUGCGCUCGCUGGCCUCAAUGUUCACGUGCGGCGGCACACUGGAGAGCGCCCGUACGUGUGCACGGUUUGUGGCAAGGGCUGGCCGUCCGGAGGCGACCUGCAAAAACACAUGCGUAUUCACACGGGGGAACGGCCUUUCUCCUGCCAGGAGUGUGGGAAGUCCUUCUCCAACUCUUGUCACCUGAGUGAACAUCGGCGCAUCCACACCGGUGAGAAGCCUUUCUCCUGUCCCGAAUGUGGAAAAUGUUUACGGAGGAAGUUCGACCUGAACAAGCACAUGUUGUGCCACAGCAACAAACGUCCAUAUGCCUGCCUUUCCUGUCCCAAGAGCUACACUCGCAAGACUCACCUUAACAGACACCUGUUGACACACAGGACAGAUGGCGGAGAACCGGAGGCAGCGGAUUAACUUUGACACCUUUUUAUACUUUUGAACAAUGUGCGGCUUCCACAACUUUUUGUGGACCCCUUUUGAUUACUCUCUAUCUUUUUGGACAAAAACUGCAACUAAAGAUGACCUUUUAGUAGGGGUGUAACGGUACACAAAAAUGUUGGUUCAGUACGUACCUCGGUUUAGAGGUCACGGUUCGGUUCAUUUUCAGUACAGUAAGAAAACAGCAAAAUAUACAUGUUUUGGUUAUUUAUUUACCAAAUUUGUAAACAAUGGCUUUAUCCUUUUAACAUUGGGAACACUAUGAUAAUUCUGCCCACGUUAAUCCACAUUAAACUGCCUCAAAUUGCUGCUCAGAUUAAAUAAAAUGACAAAACCUUUCUUCUACGUAUAAAAAGUGCAACAUUAACAGUUUCAAGUCAACUCAUCAUGCUUGAUUUAUUACAGCAUUUGGGAAGCCUGUAGUUGAUUUUUAUUAUGUAAAUGUUAUAUUUUGUCAACAUGUGAUAGCAGGCACCCUGCCAUUCAAAACUAGGCUGCUACAUUACUAAUGAUUCAUGUAACUAUAGCUGAAAAAUAGUACAAUAGCAAUAGGAGACACUAUUCUUCUCUGAACACCAUGGAGUUCAAGUGAAAUAACACACAGACACGGCUUUGCUGCCCCUAACAAACACCCGCACGCGCACACACACACACACACACACACACGCACGCACAUUACACGCAUGCACACACACACACACACAGCAAAAUGAGCUAACGUUACGCUAAAAGCUAAUUAGCCUUCACCUCAAGCCAGGACUGCGUGCGAGCUGAGCUGCAGUUUAAGGUUCUAGAACGUCAACGGGCUCAUAGUGAUGUUACUAGUAGUGUUUAUUAUAAUUUGGGGAGAAUACGCUGCCUUAUGCUUAUGCUCACCUACUCGACGCUGAAACAUUGACUCCAUGCACUUUGAAAACGCACUGCUGAUUGGCUGUUAUCGCUUUGUAUGUAACCAAUCAGAUGGUUGUGUGGGUGGGACAAUGCUGGGUGCUGACAAAGAGGCGGAAGAAGCAAAGCAGCUUGUUCAGAUUUUAGCUUAGAAACUUGUUUGGUACACCCCUGUACCGAAACGGUUCAAUGCAAAUACACAUACCUUUACACCCCUGUCUUUUAGUUAAGUUACUGCGAUUAACGUUUGCCAGUGUUAACAUCGGCAUUUCUGAAGGACAUUUAUACAGUCAGGUUUUAACCGAAAUGUUGUGUUGACAGUGUUGCCCAGGAUAUUGUAUUUGUCUACUGCUGUCUGUCACUCAAUGUCAUUUGUCAAUCAAACAAACUUUAUUAACGUAAAUUUCCAUAACAGUCUA